AUGGCUGCCAGCCUCCAAUGACUCAGACGGGCUUUGAAGUCACGGGGCUGCUGAUUAAGAUGGCGGUUUUUUACGGGCCGCGGAGCUCGCCCUCGACCGGGAGGAGGUUUCUUUCCCGUAUUGCUUCCGACGGCAGUGAAGCUGGCGUGCCCUCAGUCAAGAUGGCGGCCCCCUGCGAGCGGAGGAGCGCCGCGACUCGGCUGGCGCGGUGAGGGCUGAGGGCGGCGGGGUCUCAGCUGGGACCGGCGAGGAGGGAUUCCUCCUGCCGCCAGGUCUGAAGAGGGCUGGAUCUUCUCAGUCCUGCAGCCGGCGGUUUAAGGAAAUGUAACAUGCGGUAGCGAGCGAGCUGUCUCGUUGGAUAUUUUGGAACCCGAUGAGCUCCAGUGGUGAACAGCAUCCAGUUUACACGUGGAAACAAACGUACAGGUUGAAUAAUCACCUCUUCAGAACUCGUGUUGCUUACUUUUGUUUCUAAUCUGAUGCUUAGCUGGGAGACUCCUGAGAGUUUCCCAGUAUUUGCUUUACACCAUCAACAAAAGUUAAGUGUUAUCACUGCUGCUAUGUCCUGGGUACAAGUCGUAGCCGGUCGAUCCAGUGAGGACGUAUUUGAUGAAGAUGCAGACGAGAUGCAUCCAGUACAGAAAGAAUGGAACAGCACCAUGGAAAAGAGAUUGAAGGAGGGCUAUAGAGAUGGUGUUGAGGCUGGGAAAGAACUUGCACUCCAAGAAGGCUUCAAUCAAGGUUAUAGACAAGGUGCUGAGCUGAUGGCUACAUGUGGCCAAUUCAGAGGGACCCUGAAUGCUCUCUUAUCCUGGUGUCAUCUUAACGGACAUGAUUCUGCUUUAAGAAAGAUAAAUAACCUUCUAGAGGUUGUUGGAAAGCAUGAAGAAGACUUACUUAACUCUCUGACUUCUAUUCAACUACAACCAAACAUUGGAGACAUUUUAGAUUCUGUUCAGGACAUGGACCUUACUCAUACAGCUCCAGCUGGAACAGAGUGCAGUGAAGUUAAUGCUGAAAAAUAUGAACAUGUUGGCGGAUGUGGUGAAAACUGUUGUAGAAAUAAUGGUGAGGAUGGUUCCUUGUGGUCUGACUGCAGCAGGGAGAAACUCUUUACAGAUCCUGCCAAGUCAACUCUUGCUUGGGUUAAAAAGCAAACUGUUGGGUUGGUAGAACAACUGGGUUUAUCACUGGAUGUACUCCAUCACAUCCAGCAACUGGAACGUUAGUUCUUCUGCCUCAUGCUAUUUCAAGUUAUCUCAGCUGGAUUGGAUUUGCACUCUGUGGGUCCAGGCUUCGCUUUAGGGAAGUUCGAUCUGAUACUUCCAAGCAGAGGUUGUAAGUGUUACCAUGCUUUGUCUCUUGGCCCAAAAACAGCUGGUUGCAGUCAGAAAUGUAUCUUCCACAGAAAAGGGAGCUGAUGUUUAAAGCUCUGCAGUGAUUUACUAUCAUGUCUCUCAUCUACGUCAAAAUCUGUCCUUUCACCUCAUUUUAUCUAUUGGUAUCUGAAAACAGAUCAGGACCUCAAGCAACAUCUUCUACUAUGCAAAUAAAACAAACAAACAAACAAACAAACAAACAACUGACCAGUGCUGGGGACUAGCUAGUCUUGCAAAAUGGUCUGCUGUUGAUUACAUGCUAACCAAACAAAACAGGCUCUGCUAAUUUCCAGUGUGCCAGGAGUUUCCUUUGUUACUAUAUUAAGAAAAAAAAAAGUUCAUCUUUUGCCAGAUUUCUUCUCUCACCUUAUAUAAUCACUGUGCAGUGCACUUUCACAGUGUUUUUUUUUCCCCCUCUUCUUACAGUUCUAUUUAUUUUGCUUUUGCUGAAAGCACGCCACUCUUUUCAAACGUCAAACUUGCAUUGCUGUUCUAACAGAAAACUGACUACUCUUACCCUUUCAAACCACAUCACACAUUUCUAGUCUAAUGAAUGCCCUUGUGUUAGUUUUGUAUUUAUUUGCUAGUCCCUUAAUCUUGAACUCUCUCUUGUUUACAGUUUAUUUCUCCAGCUCUAGAAGGAAGCCAGGUUUAUUCACCAUCUCUUGAAAACAUGGUUAGCCAAACACGUAUCUAACAACUUAGAAUUUCUGUUCCAACAUUCUGUAUUUGAUUUCUUUUCCUUUUAUUUGCUGUAAGGAUAGGAGGCAGCAGAUAGAGUUGCUUUAAACCAGUUUUGGAUCACCCAAAAAAGGUAGCAGUAAUAAAAAAGGAACCCCUUACCUUUUUCUGAGGAUCAGGGCUCACCAAGCAUCCCAAAGGGUGAUGUCCAGGUAGUGAUGCUUCCCUUGGGGCUGCCAGCCCUUAAAGAAAGUUAGGUAGGGCUGGACCCUUAUGAUCAACCCCUUCCAGUCACUCCGAUGAAUUGCUUCCAGCUGUGCUCCCAGGGCUUGCUACACCCCUUCACCAUGACCUAAUGGUUCCUAUAGAAAUGCCGAAACUGUAGCUGCAAAUUCCUAUGGUUAGAUAUUCACAAAGAACAGAUUUCCUCUCUCUGUUUUAUAGUAAUUAAUCACUAAGUCAAGAGUUUGUGUACUUUAUUUUGCUUUUAAAUUUCUUCUACAAAGUAGGUCUACACAGAGAAAACUUAAGUUUUGAACAACUGACUUAAUUAGAACAACAACAACGGCAUAGAGUGGUUCUACACUUUGAAGCCACAACCAAGAAGCAAGAAUUAAGAACCGAUUGUUUGGAAAAAAUAAUGUAAAUUUUUUAAUAAAAGCUAUUAUCCUGCCAUGGAGUUGUUAUGCUUUAAGUUUGGUUGCAAUUCAGUAUCACUUUCUGCAUUAGAUGAACAACAACAACAACAAAAAUUAACUAUGCAAUUAAAAAUCUCAUACUGAAGUUGUUACUGAAAUAGUGGAAUUGAAGAAGGCUAUUUGCACAUGUUAUACAUGACAGAAUUGCUCAAACAGCUUUUUCUCAAUUUAUUUAACACAAUACUGACACUGAUAAAUACUUUGGAGUGCAUUCGUUAUGUUAUAACCUGCAUCGCAUAAAUCAAACGGAAUUUUUUUUUCUAUCCUGUAGUAGAAUGUGAUGAAACAAAACCAAUGGUUACCAAGGAAAAAGUGCAAGUUGAAGAUAUUAUUUGGAUGCAGGUAGUAGUGCAUAAACAGGAAACUCCAUUCAGAAAUUAAGUAGACAGCAGGCUUGCCAAGUUCUCUCCAUCUACUACUGCAAAAGCAAGUUGUGUUUGGGAACAUAUUGCUCUCUUGCU
Messenger RNA from Tympanuchus pallidicinctus (lesser prairie-chicken), 3219 nucleotides. RefSeq names its product YAE1 maturation factor of ABCE1 (gene YAE1). Lineage: Eukaryota; Metazoa; Chordata; Aves; Galliformes; Phasianidae. The record is from RefSeq and is a predicted model, not a curated record. The coding region runs from base 480 to 1229 and encodes 249 amino acids. The transcript is spliced from 4 exons.